GAUGGUCGUGGGGCUACGAGUGGCCCCGGUCGUGGGACAACAACGACUGGAGCAGCGGCUACGAGAGCUCCCGCGGCUCUACAACCAGCAGCUCAACCUCAACAGAACUGCUUCCUCAGUUUAUCCAAGGCUGGUACCUCCUCGCGGAUGCGAACCUGGACGCCGGCGAGCGCAACAUCGUCAUGACGGCGUUGGGCGGGAACUUCGAGCCUCAACGAGUGGCGCAGGAACUUCGGAACCAGUUUUCGGAAUCCGAUGUGAAAAAGCGGGACAGCCAACGGCGGUACCAGAGCUACAUCGGAGAGUACCUGGAGAAUGACGAGGAUGACACCGAGAUCUACGAGACCGGGAACCACGACUACGGCGCGGAGGGCCUGUCUGAUGAAGGACAUGCCUUGGUAGUGGAUGCUGAGGAGGCGGCCCAAGAGGCCAUGUCGGCGAUGAUCAAUGCGAGGCGGACCUUGCGAGAAGCACGACAACGACAGCAUGCCGUGAAACAGAACCGGAAGUACUACCAAGGCAAUGGAACAAGUGGCCGUGGAUCCUCGUCCUCUACUACAGCACCCUUCGUGUGCUACGCCGACGUCCAUGCCGGUUUUGCCACAGACCACGACGAGCACUACGCCAUGACCACCGUGACCGAGGAUGAUGGUUUGACAACAGCCGAGGCAGUUCGCCAAGGAAUGGCCGUCAUCGAUGGCGGAGCUACCCAAACCAUUGGGUCUGUGGCUGCAGUGGAGGCAGUGAUGCGACAGAACAGAGCAAAGUAUGGCCAUAGCGGCCUGCGGGGCGUGGACUACAAGGUCACCAUGGACAAGAUGACCUGCCCUCAGAUGGUACUCAGCCUUCGAGCCUACGGCGAGGAGCCACCCAAGGGGUGGAAGAAGGUCCAGUUUGCCACCUGGAUGAAGAUGGAGAAGGAGAAGAAGAAA
Messenger RNA from Symbiodinium sp. CCMP2456, 932 nucleotides. NCBI's taxonomy places the organism in Eukaryota, Dinophyceae, Suessiales, Symbiodiniaceae. The record is from the annotation of a GenBank genome assembly.